AUGAAGAAAUUGACAAUCCGUAAAAAAGCCAGUGAUUCGAAAAAGAAGCAGUCUGAGUUGUCAACUGAGGUGGGUAAUGUGACGGUAGAUGAGGUGUUGAUUGAUAGUUCUGAGUUGGUUUUAGCAAAUGUAGAUGGUAAUGCUGAUGAGGUUGAGGAUAGUAGUGAUGAUGAUUAUACAUAUGAUGAGGAACUUAGGUUGAUAGUAGAUAAGGAGGUUGAUGAACAAAACAGCAGAGACAUAUACUUUAAUGAUGAUGAACCGCAUUAUCCUACAUUCAACCCUGAGGUUGAUUUCAAGGGUAAGAUUAAUUUGUGUUUAGGCCUUAAGUUUCCUUCGACAUAUGUGUUUAGAAAAGCACUAAGAUGCGAUUGCAUGAAAUCGAAAGGUAGAAUUGUGAACUGUGUUUGUGGGAAGGAGAAGAAGUGUUAUUUUAAGGUUCAUGCCAUGAAACUGAAAGACGAGGAGACAAUUCAAAUAAGGAAUGAUUGGAGGGAGAAUCCAACUUGGGAAUUAAAGGCGUUUAAGAAACGGGUUAAUAGAGAGUUAGGUUGUGAAGUGAAUGAAGAGUAUAGCAGGGUGUGGGAUUAUGCGGAAGCUAUAAGGAGGUUCAAUCCAGGAAGCACUGCAAUCGUUAAAUGCAUUGGAAUAGACACACCCCCACCUUUGUUCCAAAGGAUGUAUAUAUGCUUGACAGCGUGUAAGGAGGGGUUUAUUGCUGGCUGUAGGCCUAUUAUAGGUGUUGAUGGGGCACAUCUGAAGGGCAAAUUCCCUGGGGUUUUGUUAACUGCUGUAGGUAAAGAUGGGAACAAUAAUAUCUUUCCCAUUGCAUGGGCUGUGGUUGAAACAGAAAAUGUAGAAACUUGGACUUGGUUUCUAAAUCUUCUGGUAGAGGACCUUAGAUCGGUAACUGCAUCGAGUAGUUGGGUUCAAGCAGAAGUUGAAGCUUUCACCUUCAUGAGCGAUAGGCAAAAGGGUUUGGUUGAAGCUUUGAACUCAGUGGUUCCUGAAUGUGAAAUUAGGUUCUGCUGUAGGCAUAUAUGGGCGAACUUCAAGAUCAAGUUCCCUGGAGAGUUGUUCAAACAACACUUUUGGAGUGCAGCCAGAGCCUACAACAAGAAUCAUUUUGAUAGAGAAAUGAAUGUAAUCAAGAAUAUUUCUGUUGACGCAUAUGAAUAUCUAGCUGCUAUUCCUGCAAAACACUGGUCUAGGCAUGCCUUUUGUAGUAGGAGUAAGUCUGGGAUGUUGUUGAACAAUGUUUGUGAGUCAUUCAACAAUGUAUUAGUAGAAGCAAGGGGGAAGCCUAUAAUAUCUCUAAUGGAGUGGAUUAGGAGAUAUGUAAUGCAACGAAGCGCAGCCAAAAGGGAUGGGCUUAGUAACUUUGACGGUGUGUUGAUGCCAGCUAUCACCAAAAUGAUUGAAAAACAUGCAAAAGAAAUAUACGGUUUAAGGGUAAUCCCAGUGGAUGUUAUUGAGUUUGAGGUGGAUGAUAUUGACGACUCUUACGUUGUAAACUUGGCCAACAAAACUUGCCAUUGUGGAAGUUGGGACCUAAUAGGGAUUCCUUGCAAACAUGUCGUUGCUUGUAUUGUUCUUAGAAAAUUAGAUGCCAACGACUAUGUCCACGAAGCGUAUCUCAUAGACACGUAUCGAAAAACGUAUAGUCCAAAGUUUUAUGGGAUGCCAGGACACAAAAUGUGGCCAACAAGCACUUUAGCCAAACCACUUCCUCCACCAUAUCGAAAGAUGCCUGGAAGGCCUAACAAGAGGAAGAGAAAGAAGGAAGUUGGUGAAGGUAAAGGAGGUAAGAAGGCUGUUAAAGAAUUCAAGCAACGGAGAUGUGGUAAUUGCGGUGACCUAGGUCACUAUAAAAAGGGCUGCAAGAAUCCACCUAAACCACCACCAACAAAGACCCAGUCCAAAGGUGGAAGGCCUAAAAUGGGAUCGUCUUCUACUCAACAAUCUAGCUCCACUGGUCAACAACAAACGCAAAAUGCUGCAUCUACUUCAUGUCUAAUGGAUCAAAAUAGUCAAAUAUAG
This is a messenger RNA of Amaranthus tricolor (Joseph's coat), 2040 nucleotides long. RefSeq lists its product as uncharacterized. Bases 1 to 2040 code for a protein of 679 amino acids. The record is from RefSeq and is a predicted model, not a curated record. Gene Ontology annotation, molecular function: nucleic acid binding; zinc ion binding. Lineage: Eukaryota; Viridiplantae; Streptophyta; Magnoliopsida; Caryophyllales; Amaranthaceae. The transcript is spliced from 8 exons.